This is a messenger RNA of Bubalus bubalis (water buffalo), 2234 nucleotides long. RefSeq names its product transcriptional adaptor 2A (gene TADA2A). Gene Ontology annotation, biological process: regulation of transcription by RNA polymerase II; chromatin remodeling. Bases 245 to 1582 code for a protein of 445 amino acids. The record is from RefSeq and is a predicted model, not a curated record. Gene Ontology annotation, cellular component: SAGA-type complex; nucleus. The transcript has 16 exons. Gene Ontology annotation, molecular function: transcription coactivator activity; protein binding; chromatin binding. NCBI's taxonomy places the organism in Eukaryota, Metazoa, Chordata, Mammalia, Artiodactyla, Bovidae.
GAGCGGUCAUCAGCUUUGGUAUUGGCAGGUUCUGAAAUCUUCUUGAAGCAACUCAGAUUAAAGAAGAUCAAAGCAACAGAGUCUUUGCCAACUGGAGAAUGGACCGAUUGGGUUCCUUUAGCAGUGCCAUAUCUACUUAAAUGCUUGAAAUAGUAGGUACUGUAGGAAUGAACAAAGCUGCCCUGAAAUAACAAGGAGCAUCAUUUUUGUGUUUUCCUAUUUGGAAUGAGCUCAUCUUAUCUCCAUGAACUUUUCAGCACAAUGUAUUACCUUGUAUGAUCCCUCUGAUAAGCCACCUUGCCGAGGCUGCUCCUCUUACCUCAUGGAGCCUUAUAUCAAGUGUGCAGAAUGUGGUCCACCUCCUUUUUUCCUCUGCUUACAGUGUUUCACACGAGGAUUUGAGUACAAGAAACAUCAAAGUGAUCAUACUUAUGAAAUAAUGACCUCAGAUUUUCCUGUUCUUGAUCCCAGCUGGACUGCUCAAGAAGAAAUGGCUCUUUUAGAAGCUGUGAUGGACUGUGGCUUUGGAAAUUGGCAGGAUGUAGCCAAUCAGAUGUGCACCAAGACCAAGGAGGAGUGUGAGAAGCACUAUAUGAAGCAUUUCAUCAAUAACCCUCUGUUUGCUUCUACCCUGCUGAACCUGAAGCAAGCAGAGGAGGCAAAAACUGCUGACACAGCCAUUCCAUUUCACUCUGCAGAUGACCCUCCCCGACCUACCUUUGACUCCUUGCUUUCUCGGGACAUGGCAGGAUACAUGCCAGCUCGAGCAGAUUUCAUUGAGGAGUUUGACAAUUAUGCGGAGUGGGACUUGAGAGAUAUUGAUUUUGUCGAAGAUGACUCGGACAUUUUACACGCUCUGAAGAUGGCUGUAGUGGAUAUCUAUCAUUCCAGGUUAAAGGAGCGACAAAGACGAAAAAAAAUUAUAAGAGACCAUGGAUUAAUCAACCUUAGGAAGUUUCAAUUAAUGGAACGACGAUAUCCCAAGGAAGUCCAAGAUCUUUAUGAAACAAUGAGGCGAUUUGCAAGGAUAGUGGGGCCGGUGGAGCAUGACAAGUUCAUCGAAAGCCAUGCAUUGGAAUUUGAACUCCGAAGGGAAAUCAAAAGGCUCCAGGAAUACAGGACGGCAGGCAUUACCAAUUUUUGUAGUGCCAGGACCUACGAUCACCUCAAGAAGACUCGCGAAGAGGAGCGCCUCAAGCGCACCAUGCUCUCGGAGGUCCUCCAGUACAUCCAGGACAGCAGCGCCUGCCAGCAGUGGCUCCGCCGGCAGGCUGACAUUGAUUCUGGCCUGAGUCCUUCUGUUCCCAUGACUUCGAAUUCAGGUAGACGAAGUGCACCACCCUUGAACCUCACGGGCCUCCCUGGCACAGAGAAGUUGAAUGAGAAAGAAAAGGAGCUCUGUCAGAUGGUGAGGUUGGUCCCGGGAGCCUAUUUAGAAUACAAGUCUGCUCUAUUGAAUGAAUGUAACAAGCAAGGAGGCUUGAGACUGGCACAGGCAAGAGCACUCAUCAAGAUAGACGUGAACAAAACCCGGAAAAUCUAUGAUUUCCUCAUCCGAGAAGGAUACAUCACCAAAGCCUGAGGCUCCCCAGGAGUGUGGUGGGCCAAAAGACCACACGGGCAUUCUGGAGCCUUGUUUUUGAACUGAAUUCUCAUUGUGAAAACAGGGGAAGAACAAAGGAAAUCUUCAGUUUUAUUAGUGUCUGCUUUCUUCUCCACCCUGCUUUAAAAUACUCCUGUUGUUGGUAUUGUGCUGCAGAGUUAUGUGCUAGAUAAGCUAUUGUUAAUUGUGUGUGGGCAUUCAUUCCUAACACCUCUUGUAACUAAAACAAGAACCAUAGUACCUCACAUCACAGUGUUAGUAGAAAUAGAACUAAACCAGUAUGUAAUCCCAGGAGUCCAGCUCAGAUCCUUGUACCUGCUUGGGAGGUUGGUUUUCUGAUUAUGUUUUACCUUCAAACGUUACAGAUAGAUUUGAAAUAAAGAGGUUAUAGUGAGAGAAAGCUUUCUUUUUCUGUCUGAGGGUUUCUUUUUAAGCUGACAACUCAUGUUUAUGAGUAGAAAGGAGAAAAACCUCCCCAUGAUGGUCUUGUCCCAAACUGUACUUUGUUGAAUGUCUGGCUCUGUAAUCUGCAGUCCGACUGUCUAAUCUGCAGAAGACUUUUGAGGAGGUAGCAAUGGAUAUAAAAUGUCUCUGUUAUUUUUAGAAUUGAUUAAAAUGUUUUGCUACUUAA